AAGUGAAAUUUCAGUUCAGUUUGCCUUUUACCGUUUACUUCGUUAAUCCCUCUUAACUUUUAACAUCAACGAACAAGAAACAAAAUUCCCCUCCAUUUUUGAGGACCGGAAACGCGAUGUAAAACUGAGGAGGAAAGGGCAAAAAGAAGAAGAGAUUCAGAUAUUCAAGAUAGAAUCUUGCAACAAGACCCAGUGAAUGGGGAGAUGGAGAGCUUCCCUCAUAAUCUCCCGCGUCAUACUUGUAACCAAAUCGAUCAAUAAUCCCUAUAUUAGCCCAAACCCGUUUCCCAGAUCUCCAAUUUCACCUUUAAUUUCAGAACCCAGAAAUUAUUUCUUGAAUUUUAGGUCAUUUUCUGCACUCCCAUCUCCAUCCCCGCACUAUGCUGAAGACUUUGAUGUCAGGAUUCAUGAGUUUAAUCAGCGGCACGUGGUGGAGGAAGAAUCUCUGGAGAAUGAGGAGGAUGGGAAAAUCCCAGUUAAAGCUUUCUUUCUCUGCACCAGUGUUGAUUUGAAGAGUAUGCAAGCUGAGAAUUCAAGAUAUGUUAUCCCUCCAAGCUCGCGUUCGUCAAAUUAUAUUGCUCUCAGAUUUUGUGAUUCCCCAUUGCAAAAUGGAGGACCUGUUGAGCAGAAUGUGAGUUGUUAUCGCUACAUGGUUGUCUUCCAGUAUGGUUCAUCAGUCCUAUUCAAUGUGGAGGAUCAUGAAGUUGAUUUCUACAUGCAGGCUGUCAGACGACACGGAUCUGGUUUGCUUCCCGAGAUGAGAAAAGAUGAUUAUGCUAUAAAAGAGAAGCCUUUGUUGGUUGAGGAUAUGCAGGGGGGUCCAGAUUACAUUGUCCUUAAAAAUCUGGACACAGAUAGCAUUCGCGUAAUCAGUAGCGUGCUCGGCCAAAGCAUUGCUCUCGACUAUUUUGUCUCCCAGGUUGACGGUAUGGUCGAAGAGUUUGCAGAAAUAAAUCGCGGAAUGGAGAAAACUGGUACUUUCACAAUGGAUAGGAGGAAGUUGUUCCAACUCGUUGGGAAGGCUAAUUCAAAUCUUGCUGAUGUGAUCCUAAAAGUCGGUCUGUUUGAGAGAUCAGAAAUUGCAUGGAGAGAUGCAAAAUACGCGCAAAUACUGGACUACCUUCGUGAGGAAUACGAGGUCACUCAGCGAUUCGGAAACCUUGAUUUUAAGUUAAAGUUCGUCGAGCAUAACAUUCAUUUUCUCCAAGAAGUGCUCCAAAACCGGAAGUCGGACUUGCUGGAGUGGUGCAUCAUAGUGUUGUUGAGCAUCGAAAAUGUUAUUUCAGUAUGCGAGAUCGUUCGUGGCUCGAUGGGGACAUCAAUCUGAACACAAGUUAUACACACAAUUCUUUGCCGAAAGCAAAUUGUUUUGUUUAACCACAGAGUUAGCACAAUUGUAGCAAAGUCUCUCUUCUUUCCAGUCAUACAGUUUUGUAGAAUUCCUUCAUAAAUGUAUCUGUUGCUUCUCUUCGACGGAGAUGCAAAGGAAAUUAUUGUUUUGCCCUUUUGUAAGGGUAAUAAUUUUUUUUAUUUUUUUAUUUUUGCAAAACUUAUUGUAACUAAAUAUAUGCACAAGUCUCUCACAAGUUGAAUUUUUACUUAUCAUA
Sesamum indicum (sesame) is the source of this 1607-nucleotide messenger RNA. RefSeq names its product sporulation protein (DUF155) (gene RRG). The record is from RefSeq and is a predicted model, not a curated record. NCBI's taxonomy places the organism in Eukaryota, Viridiplantae, Streptophyta, Magnoliopsida, Lamiales, Pedaliaceae.